AUGUUAAAAGAGAAACUGCAAGAAAUAAAGGAUUCAAAUACAAAUUUAUAUUAACAUUUGAAUAAUGUAUUAACAAAGAUCUUGCUGGAUAAUCCAAAAGUAUAAAUUAUUGAUGACUUAUUAAGAAUGCUUUUGAAUUAUUUGAAGAUUAUUCAUUUUAAGUAAAAUCAAAUGGAUUUACAUUUGAAAAAUAUAAUGAAUUUGAUAAUGCAGAAAGGACAAAANUAAGAAUGUAUUUUUAAACAUAGAUAUUACAGAAGAAAUGAUAAGCAUUGAGUAAAUCUAAUAAAUUGAAUUACUUUAUGAUUAUCAUGUAGAACAAAAUAUAUUAGUGAUAUCUUUUGGUAAAAAAUAUUUGUACUAUUUAAAAAUAAAGCCAUUUAUGUUUUCCAAAUAAUUUGAUUAAUGGAAUACUAAAAAAAUUAAAUUAAAUAUUUUUGAAUAAGAAAAGGAAAUAUUUAAGAAAAUUAUUUAUGAUCAUUAGGAUCAAAUUAUUUACAUAGUAUCAUUCAUUUCAAUUACAUUUAGUUAUCUGAAAGUGUUUAGUCAAAGUUCAAAAUGCAUUUAAUAGAUUUGAAAAACUUAGAGGAUAACUUCAACAAAAUUGAUAUGAUGAAAUUAAGAAUGCCGUAUUUCAAAUAUGGAAUCUAAGCUAUUGAUUUUCUCAUCCAAAAAAAUCAAAUAAAUAACAAUGUGAUUCUUUUUUUGCUGAGAAAUGGAGAUGUAGCAUGUAUUUAGCCAUUGUAGUAUGGAGAAGGAGUUCUAAAGAAGACAUUUAUAAUAGAAUUGUUAGAUAUCAUUUUAACACUAUCAUUUAUUGGAUUCUUUAGAUAUCUAAAACGAUUAUUACAAAAAAUAUAUUCAAAAAUUAUAUCUUGUUGUAGAAGAAUUUGA
Paramecium sonneborni is the source of this 894-nucleotide messenger RNA. NCBI's taxonomy places the organism in Eukaryota, Ciliophora, Oligohymenophorea, Peniculida, Parameciidae. The record is from the annotation of a GenBank genome assembly.